GAUGUCUUUUUUCAUUAGUUCUUUUACAGAUCACUGUGUAAGAAUAUCAUAUUGCUAUUGGUGGUUGUCCAAAAAGCAAGACUAUGACUGCUUUUAGAUGCAAAUUUCUUGUGUUUUGCUUGCUUGCGUCUUCUUUAUGUUGUCUCACCACAGCCUUCUAUGUUCCUGGUGUUGCACCUGUCGAGUUUAACAAAGGAGAUGAUGUAGAAAUUAAGGCUGUGAAGUUAACCAGUUCAAAAACACAACUACCUUAUGAAUAUUAUUCCCUACCAUUUUGUAAACCAACCGUGGUGGAAUACAAAACUGAAAACUUAGGUGAAGUUUUACGCGGCGAUCGAAUUGUAAACACGGCGUACAAUGUUAAGAUGGAUAAAGACCAAGGAUGUACAACUAUAUGUGAACAAACCUUGGAUGCAAAAAUGGCUAAGACGCUUGUGCAGAGAAUCAAAGAGGAUUACUCUGUGCAUUUGUUGGCGGAUAACCUCCCUGCUGCCACUGUUUGGCCAAACGACGCAAGCGGGAUGCAGUUGGAACAUGGGUUCAAGUUGGGACUUGUGAGAGAUGACAAAGAGCUUUAUAUUAACAACCAUCUAUCAAUCAUAUUACACUACAACAAACAGCCUGAUGAGGAUACUUACCGAGUAGUUGGUUUUGACGUCCAACCUCGUAGUCUGGAUAGUUCAGUAAUGUUGGAUGCAGGAGCUACUGGAGAUUUCUGUCAUGAACAAGGACAGCAGAAAAUAACUGAAGAAACAACGAAGUUAAAGUUUUCAUAUGAAGUACAAUGGAAGGCGAGUAACAUCCGUUGGGCCUCACGAUGGGACAGCUACCUUGGAAUGGGAGAUGUUCAGAUUCAUUGGUUCUCCAUCGUCAAUUCUAUUGUAGUUGUUCUCUUUCUUGCAGGAGUUCUCACCAUGAUCAUUGUACGGACACUAAGAAGAGAUAUCGCUCAAUACAAUCGGGAAGAUGAUGAUUUGGAAGACGCUCUUGAAGAGACAGGUUGGAAACUCGUCCAUGGCGAUGUCUUCCGUCCUCCUAAGAGGAUCAUGCUCCUGGUUUCAUUUGUUGGCGCAGGAGUUCAAUUAUUUGGUAUGGCCAUCAUCACAAUUGCCAUAGCUAUGCUUGGUAUGUUGUCUCCAUCCAGUCGCGGUUCAUUGCUCACUGCAUCAUUUGUUCUCUUCAUACUUAUGGGGGUAUUUGGCGGUUACUUUUCUGGAAGGCUUUAUAAAAGCUUGAAAGGUCAACUAUGGAAGAGAGCUGCAGCACAAACAGCUUUAUUAUACCCUGGUAUAUGCGCUGCUAUUGCAUUUUUGCUCAACUUUUUCAUCUGGGGAAAACACUCUUCUGGAGCGGUCCCGUUCACAACAAUGCUCGCAAUCCUUGCAAUGUGGUUCGGUAUUUCACUUCCACUGGUGGUCAUUGGAUUUUACUUCGGAUACCGGAAACAACCUUACGAGAAUCCCGUUCGUACAAACCAGAUACCACGACAAGUACCUGAACAACAGUGGUACAUGAACCCAUUCAUCAGUGUACUGAUGGCUGGUAUUCUACCAUUUGGAGCUGUAUUCAUUGAACUCUUCUUCAUUUUUACUGCAAUAUGGGAGAACCAGUUCUACUAUUUGUUUGGAUUUUUAUUCCUGGUGUUUGUGAUUUUGGUGAUUGCUUGUAGUCAGAUAGCAAUAGUAAUGGUUUACUUCCAGCUUUGUGCUGAGGAUUACCACUGGUGGUGGAAAUCGUUUGUUGUAUCAGGAGGUGCAGCUGUGUACGUCUUCUUCUACUCCAUGUUUUAUUUCCAUACACAGUUGAGCAUCUCUGCAUUUGUUCCCACCAUCCUUUACUUUGGUUACACCUUUAUCAUCGUAUUUACUUUCUGGAUCCUCACUGGGAGCAUCGGAUUCUUUGCAUCUUACUCCUUCAUCCGGAAGAUCUAUGCUCAAGUGAAGAUCGACUGAUCUUCGUCAAUCUUCACUUACAACAAAAACUUACUCUGAAACAAAGACUUAGACCCUGCUACAUGCUUUGUCUUGGAUAUAUAAAAGUGUCAAUUAUUUUACGCAGGGUUAAAAAUGUUAUUUUUAUUUUAACAAAAACUGAAAAUAUCAUUUCAUUUUUGCUAACAAUCCAAAAGAACCACAAAAAAUUAAACUUAAGAUAUUUUUUUAAAUUUCAAAGCAGCACAAAAUUGGAAUGCACUUGCCUCAGCUGCAUUGCCCUUAAAAGUUAACAUGAAGCAGUUUUGACACAAGUAUAAUGUAGAUGUGGAUUUUUUCUAUACUUAGAAAUAAUAUAUGUAUGAUUUCUGACAACUAUAUGUUAAAUAAGCAACUGAUUUUGUAUUAAUAUAUAUUUCAGACUUUAUUUUAAAACCAGUUACUUUCAAUUUAAAUUUUCGAUGUGUCUGUAUAAUUUUAAAUUUGUGCUUCUCAACCUUUUUUGCAGCAUGACUAAAUUUUAAGCACAAAGUAAUAGCAAAACGAUUCAUUUCGAAAAAUCUUUUUGGAUUUAUGCAACAAAAAGAAUAUAUAUUUGACUUUACGAAACAAAAGUCUUAGUAAACUAAACUAAUAAACCUCCCAACAAAACGAAUUUCUUCCGGGUUGAGAAGCGUCAUUUAAAGUUUUUCAAAUUGAUAGGUUUAAACCGUGUCAUUAAUGAACCCGUACCUAAAUGACAUCCAUUAGUUUACCAUCGUAUCUGGCUAUGGAGAGUGCCAAUCUAAUACUUAAUCUUGUUUAAAACAACCACAAAAAUAAAGAGUUUUUUCUACACAGUAAUUACAAACACACAUGCCAAUUAAGCAUCGAUUUUCGUGAUUCGAAAAGUCACUUAAAUUGCAUUGCGGUAUGCUUGAUAAUAUCUGAAAAUAUAAAUGUUUUGUGUGAAGCGUUUAUUUAUUUAGCUUCUAUAUUAUUAUUAUUGGUGAUGCUGAGAAUUUAAGUAACAUCCCAUAGUAGAGUUUUAUCAUUGCUUUGUGUGUUUAUAUGCUUACCUUGUUGUAUUAUAAUUAAAACCUUUAGAGUAAAUGUAUAUGUACAUGGUC
Messenger RNA from Ciona intestinalis (vase tunicate), 3040 nucleotides. The record is from RefSeq and is a predicted model, not a curated record. NCBI's taxonomy places the organism in Eukaryota, Metazoa, Chordata, Ascidiacea, Phlebobranchia, Cionidae.